Messenger RNA from Setaria italica (foxtail millet), 1599 nucleotides. RefSeq lists its product as uncharacterized. The record is from RefSeq and is a predicted model, not a curated record. The transcript has 10 exons. Bases 108 to 1190 code for a protein of 360 amino acids. NCBI's taxonomy places the organism in Eukaryota, Viridiplantae, Streptophyta, Magnoliopsida, Poales, Poaceae.
CGGCUGCCACUGGUCCGCUCCGCUCUGCCGCUUGCCCGCUUCCACCCCACUCCGCUCUCCCCCGUUCCCCCGCCGAGAUAUUUUCCUGCGAGCCCCUCCCCCCGGCCAUGCCGCUGCUCGCCGUCGCCUCCUCCACCCGCGCCGCGGCGGUGCGGCCGCCGCGCGCCUCGGCGGCCUCGGGCGAGGCGGCAGCGUCGGAGGCCGCGGGGCGGAGGCCUGUGAAGGUGAUCCUGCCGAAGAAGAAGCCGCAGAAGUGGUCGACGGGAAUGGAGCCCGGGGAGUACGGCGGCGGGCCGGCCACCAUCAAGCCGCGCAAGUACUGGUGGGGGAAGGAGGACCGCGACCCCGUGGGCAACACCGACGACUUCAUCUGGAACAAGGACUUCCUCCCCCACAUGGAGCGCGUCAUCGCCAACGGCGGCGCUGCCGCGGAACCCACAAUCACCCGCCGUUCCCCGGUGGACGAGGAGGAGUCAGGAUUUCUGAGCAUCAACCGUGCCAUGAGCCUUGACAGUGUGGAGGUUGACCUGAGCAAGGAGCUUCAAGCGCCGACCAGGCCAAUCCUUCAAACGCAGGUUGAGGCUGCCAGGAGAGGCCGGGCCAUUGGUGCUGAGGCUGUGAAUGGUGCCACCUCUGCAAGAUGGAGGCUAGUCCCGACUCGCCGGGAGCAGGCUAAGUGGGACAGAGCAGCCAAGGCAGCUACUGGUGGCAGCGAUGUUAUACUAAGGGAGUCCAAGUCAAGAGUGCAGCAAGGGGACCCUAAGGAAUUGGCAGCUAGGGCCAGAGAGGACUACCUAAAGUUGAAACAAAGAUUGCAGCUGCUCACUUUAGGCAUUGGUGGUGUUGGUGUAGUCUCUGCUUAUGUUUCAUACUCUCCUGAAAUUGCUGUUAGCUUUGGUGCAGGGUUGAUUGGAUCAUUGGUGUACCUCCGCAUGCUUGGAACCAGCGUAGAUUCCCUAGCUGGUGGGACUGGAGAAACUGUCAAGAGUGCUGCUGCACAACCAAGAUUGCUUAUUCCAGUGGUACUUGUGAUGAUGUAUAACAGAUGGAAUGGGAUAUUAGUUCCAGACUAUGGCUUCAUGCACCUGGAGUUGAUACCAAUGCUUGUUGGAUUUUUUACCUACAAGAUUGCUACAUUCGCUCAAGCAAUUCAAGAUUCGAUACCUGCAGUUGAAAAACGUGAAGUUUGAACAGUCCUGGUGAAUAGAAAAUAAAGGUCUUACCCUACGCACUGAGGGAAGAUUGGCCAUUGGUCAAUCAGAUAGUAAGGUUGGUUUGGAAGAAUCUGAUCUGACGUCGACACCAAGUAGAUGAGAUGCUCAUUGAGGAUGCCAUCUGAAAACUUUUAGCGGUUAACCACAUAUUUUACACAAAUAUUCUACUAUUAAGGUGGUACCACAUUCAUUCCAUGUUGUUAACACGUAGAUCAUCAAUGUACAAAUUUACAACAUGGAAACUUUAUCACAAUGACAGCAGAUAGCAGGACGAACAAAUUAAAUGGUAUACAGUAUACACCACAACUGAAUGUAAAUAAUGCAGUCUGCCAGUAUACUUGUUUAAAGAAAAUCGGGCCUUACAAAUGCAAAAACCAUUGAGAAA